This is a messenger RNA of Corythoichthys intestinalis (scribbled pipefish), 3557 nucleotides long. RefSeq names its product RNA-binding protein Musashi homolog 1-like. Gene Ontology annotation, biological process: central nervous system development; regulation of translation. NCBI's taxonomy places the organism in Eukaryota, Metazoa, Chordata, Actinopteri, Syngnathiformes, Syngnathidae. Gene Ontology annotation, molecular function: mRNA binding. Gene Ontology annotation, cellular component: cytoplasm. The coding region runs from base 91 to 1140 and encodes 349 amino acids. The transcript has 14 exons. The record is from RefSeq and is a predicted model, not a curated record.
CCCGCCCCUGAGUCUGGAGCAGCAAGCGGCGGAGCUUCACUGGCUCUCCUCGCCUCCUCUCAGUGCGGGAAUACAGCAGUGGAGAGCGGCAUGGACACGGAAGGGAGCCCGAGCAGCCUGUCGUCCGUCACGGACAACUCCCCCCACGACCCCUGCAAAAUGUUCAUCGGGGGUCUGAGUUGGCAGACGACGCAAGAGGGCUUGAAGGAUUACUUCUGCAAAUUUGGAGAGGUGAAGGAGUGUACAGUAAUGCGUGAUCCCAUCACGAAGAGGUCGAGGGGGUUUGGGUUCGUUACAUACGCAGACCAGGCCGGUGUGGAAAAGGUGCUGGCCCAAAACAGACAUGAGCUGGACUCCAAAACAAUCGACCCAAAAGUUGCUUUUCCCCGCCGGGCUCAGCCUAAGUUGGUCACACGGACAAAGAAGAUCUUUGUCGGAGGACUGUCAGUCAACACCACUAUUGAAGACGUGAAGCAAUACUUUGACCAAUUUGGAAAGGUCGACGAUGCCAUGCUUAUGUUCGACAAAACAACCAACAGACACAGAGGCUUUGGUUUUGUCACCUUUGAGAAUGAAGAUGUUGUUGAGAAAGUGUGUGAGAUUCAUUUUCACGAGAUCAACAAUAAAAUGGUGGAGUGUAAGAAAGCACAGCCAAAGGAGGUGAUGACACCUACAAGUUCAGCCAGAGGUCGAUCCAGAGUGAUGCCCUAUGGGAUGGACGCCUUCAUGCUGGGCAUUGGCAUGCUUGGCUAUCCAGGCUUCCAGACCACCACCUACACCAGUCGUAGCUACUCUGGAAUUACGCCUGGUUACGCCUACCAGUUCCCAGAAUUCCAUUUAGAGAGGACCCCUCUCCUGACAUCUUCCCAUCCCCCUGAGCUGACAGCCAUUCCACUGACCGCAUAUGGACCAAUGGCAGCGGCGGCAGCAGCAGUUGUUAGAGGCGCCACCCCUUCUCGCACAGCUGGUUUUCUGAGUACCAGCAGCCCUGGACCAAUGGCUGACUUGUAUGCCGCAGCAAAUCAGGACUCAGGAGUAAGCAGCUACAUUAGCGCGGCUAGCCCCGCCCCCAGCACAGGGUUCAGUCAUGGUCUAGGGGGUCCUCUGAUUGCUACUGCGUUCACUAAUGGCUACCACUGAAAUGACUCAAUGGUCAUAGGUGAUUUGGUGGCUUUUCUUCUGCUGUUGAGCCAAUCAAAUGCUGAGUGUCCAUUGGCGGCACAACCUGAUUGGCUGGCUGCAGCUCUGCCUGGCUGUACUGUGGCUCUACCCACCGACUGAAUAUCUUUUUAAAAACCUGAACUCUUUUUGCUGUACUAAUCUCACAUGAACAUAAUAUCCCAGUGCGUCCUCAUCUGGAUCUUCAUUAAACCCCACAAAUAUCCAUUACUUUUUUCUGAAACUGGGAAAACUGCAAAACAGACUCUGGUAAAAACUUUGUCGUUUUUGACAAAGCCACAAAGGACUAUUUUUUUCUAAUUUUUACCGUAUCUCUCUGUGUUAUGUUGUAUCCUGAAAUCCCUGAAAGCUGUUUCUGAUAAAAUGCACCGGACACGAAGGGUGUUUCCUCAAAAACUCUUUUUAACAUACAAAGAACAAAUCCAACGACAAGUCAUUUUUCUAAGCAUCACUGAAACACGGGGGAAAAAAUGUAUAUUUUGAUAGACUUUAAAAAACAAACCUUUGUAAUAUUAUUAAUAUUGACAUAAUAUGAUAAUCAGUGAGGUAUUUUAUUCUGUCAUCGGUUUGAAAGCAAUGUUUUUAUGUCUUCCUGUAAGAUAUUGUACAUAGACUUUGGGAGUCAGGUGAGGGACUACUGAACCAGCUGGCAUGUAAUUGGUUGGUUUGGAGAGGGUCAACUUCUGUUUCACUGGAAGUCAUCUGUAUGAAAUGAUAUGUGGUCAUUUCUCUACUUAUUACAUAAGGGUAAACAUAAGGCUCUUGUGUAUGUUAUUGGCCAUUCCUCUCCUGCUUGACGCAGUGUGGCACUGUUGGUGACAAGACAAAUACUUCCAUGAGUUUGUCUGGCAUUCAUGUUCUUGUACGAAGUCACGUUUUUCAUGUUUUUCUUGGAAGCAGCAGCCGUUUUUUGUUAAUUACUUGCAUCUGCAUGAAAAUGACGUAUGAUUAAGAUGCUGGACUAUGUUGAUGGAGUCCAUUUCAAAUUCAAACCGAAGAAAUCAGGGCUUUAUUUGGGGGGUUGACUUGACUUGUGGAUUUUUUUUAUUUUUUUUUUAGCCAUUCACUUCUUUGAUUUUGGCGAAGCACUGUGAAAAUAAAUGAAGGACAUUCUCUUAGAAACAAGUGUUGGGGGGGGGGGUGAAUCAUAAUUUUUUGUUCUCUUAUUAAUAUUGAAGGUGCAUGUGAAUGCGUCUAAAUGUGUGCAAGCGACUUUGUACGCUUACUUCAAAAUAUAAUGUGGAUUUACUUUUCGCAAACAAUGGAGCUUUCCAGUUGCCCAUAUUUGGUACUGAUUAUGAUCUCCCCGUUCCAUUUUGUUUUACUGCUUCCCUCUCAUCUCUUUAAUUUUGUAUUCAUGGCUUUGUGCUCCUCCACAUAAUUGUUGAUUAUAUACAGUUGCUGCUCCGUGUAAUCUUGGGAAGAGGGGAAUUGGGCAGGGAACAUGAAAUGUAACAGGGUCUGGUCCUAGUCUGCUCAGAUAAAGGGUCUCGAUGGAGAUGAACGCUGGCUGGAAGGCAAAGUCAAAUGCUGAACAAAUUCAAUGUGUGCAAAAAAAUAAAAACAAGUGACCUGUUUGUUCAGCCUUGUUUUAUUUUGAGUAACACACUUGAAGAAAACUUCCUGAGCCAGCCAGAGGUUCCUCUGUCAGAUCAUCUGGGACAUGACACAAAACUACUGCUGGACACCUACACUGUAACUUUUUAACUUACAAUAAAGCAAUAAGUUAUUUUGUACCUUGCAAAUGAAAAUAGUGCUAAUAUUGGAAAAAGAAGACUGUGUGUGGACAAUUUUGCGGCAUUAAGACUUUAUUUUCAGAUUAAAAAAAUAUAUUUUUCUGUGUUGAGACUUUGCUCUCACUUGUACAUUGAUUUCAAUGACAAUUUUUCUUGCGUUCAUGUCGACAAAAGGGCCAAUGCUUUGACAUGUGUAUGUAGCGCCUUACAUAUGGUCAUAAAGAUUAGGGAUGGCCCCCACCAAGCUUUACAGCAAUUAUUUUUUUGUUUUUCAAAUCCCCCACACCCCAGAUAAUUUCAAUUUUAAAAUCUUAAUAAAUUAUUCUAAAGUAUGUGUCAGUGUGUUUUCUAAACGAAAUUGUAUCUGAGAGAUUUUCUGACAUUCUAUGAUUUGGAAGAGAGUGAGGCGUUGGCUCUGAAACAGAAUAGAAUAGAAUAGAAUAGAAUAGAAUAGAAUAGAAUAGCCCUUUAUUGUCAUUUGUACAAUGAAAUUGUAGAGCAUCUCCCUUUACAGUUCAGGAUAAGUUGAAAUUUCAAAGUGGCUUGCAAGUAUAAAAGUAUAAAAUCUAAAAAAAUAAAAUAUAAAAUGUGUAUGGGAUAGUCCUAUGUUAAGGCAGUGCAAAUUAUAGAGUGAAUCAGCAG